GGAUUCACUAGCCUUGGGAGGCCGGCCCCGGCCCCUCGCACGGGCCAGAAGGGUCCGCGUCGUGCCCUAGCCGGGUGUGUCCCCUCCCGGCCGUGCGGGGUGGGAGGGGCGGCUGCUGGGGCUGCUCCACGCCUGGCGGCGGCAGCGGCAGCUCCGGCCCGACUCCCCUUCAGCGCGGAGGCGCCAGAGCUGGCGCUGUCACAUGAUGCGGUUCCUGGAAAGUUCCUGGAAAGCAGCCUGUGCAGUCACCAGCGCGGAGAGGCGGGGGGCGCCCGGGGCUGAAUACGUGCACGCGGCCCCGCGCUGCCGGGGGGCGGCACGAGCCAGCUCCCCUUAGCAGAGGCCUGCGCGGUGCGGGAGAGAGGGGCUCCCCGUCCGCCUCCCGCUUCCGCGCGCGCGGUUCGCCCUGGGGGCCCUGCCCGCGGCGAGGCGCCGCCUGCUCUGCGCAGUAACAGCCCAGAGAAUCAGAGCAACCUGCUCGCCCCCCCUCCUGAGCCCGCCUGGCGGCCCCCACCUGGCUUCUUGUCUCCAAGUCCCGCCGCCCGGCUACUGACCCAGGGACGCUGGUGAGGCGAAGGCUGCGGCGGCCGGGCGCCCCGGGCAAGGGGCUGGGGGCAUGUCCGAGCGGCGCUGAGAGCCGGGCGCCGCAGGGCUGGAGCGGAGUCUUCCCGGGCUGUCACCGCCGGGUGACUUCUGCCUCCCCCCAAAUGACUCUGCGCUCUUCCGAGUCCUCGGAUGGUGCGGAGCGGGCCGGGGCCGAGUGGCGGGGUCCCGGGGCUGAGGUGACCGAGAGGGCGGCGGCGGAGCGCCUGGCCGCGGCCAUGGAGGAGCUGAGGCGGGCAGGGUGGUACUGGGGCAGUAUGAAUGUUGCUGAAGCCAAAGAGAGAUUACAGGAUACUCCUGAAGGUACUUUCUUGGUUAGAGACAGCUCCCAUUCGGAGUACCUACUGACUAUCUCAGUAAAAACAUCAGCUGGACCAACCAAUCUGCGUAUCGAGUAUCAAGACGGCAAAUUCAGACUGGACUCCAUUGUAUGUGUCAGAUCUCGGCUUAAACAAUUUGAUAGUGUGGUCCAUCUUAUUGAAUACUACGUUCUUACAUGCAAGGAUAGAAAAACUGGGCCUGAAACUCCAUCAAAUGGAACAGUGCAUCUUUAUUUGAACAAACCUCUAUAUACUUCAACUCCAUCUUUGCAACAUCGCUGUAGAAUAACUAUAAACAAAUGUACAAAUAAGAUCUUGGAACUGCCUUUACCAACAAGAUUAAAAGAGUACUUGAAAGAGUAUCAAUACCAGGUAUAAAUAUCUUUUCUAAAUAUGUCUCACAUAGAGUAACUUUGAAUGCAACUAUUAAGAUCAGCCAAAGAACUGAGUAUCCAGCUGUACAAUUCAGCAUGAAAUUUAUUAUUAAAAUAGGGUCAGUCGGGGGGGGGGGGGAGUGGGAGAAGAGGGAAGGUUUGGAUUUUAAAAUGCCUCCAAAUAAGGUUUUGCGCAGAGCCUUCCCAAAUCAUAUUUUUGAUGGGAGUGGAGGGGGUGAGGCUGCAGUCUCUUUAACAAGGUAUGUUGGCGUCAUAUUAACUUGUGAGGACUUGGGAUCCUGUCCAAAAUGUGGUGUUAUGUUUGAAGAAAAUGGUGUAGAGCACUAUAAUGGCCACCAUUGGUACAUAAAAUAGCAAAGAUGAUACUUGUAUUGCAGUAGCUCCCAGAAGCUGUAAAUGGGAUGAAGACCCUACUCUCAUAAGUGUGUGUGUGUGUGUGUGUACACACACAUAUAUAUAAUUUAGACUGAGGCACAGAUGCAUGUGUGCACACACACGUGUGUGUGUGUGUAACAGUAGGGUAAUAGAAAUAUGUGUUUACAUAGGGGAACUGGUCCACAGUUUGUUGCUCAGUCAUCACUUUUAUAAACAGGCAAAGGAUUAAGAUUAUCUUAAUGUCUGCUUUUUCAAAUAGAACAGAGCUUGAACAAGGACUGCCAAGACUCACUAUAAGCUAAACCUGCCCAGGUUGAAAUGCUGCAAAACAAACUGGGGUCCUUGUUUUUGAGCAAAACUCCUUUAUGCUACUGUCCAGACCCAAUAUCCACUAAUCUAAAGAGACUUCAGUCUAUAUGACAAGAAUCCCCCAACUCAGGCUCCAAGGCCCACUUGAAGCAUUUUCAGAGUAGCAGUUUUUCUUUUUCGUUGGGGUGUUUUUUUUUUUCCUUUCUGUAUUUGAUUUCCUAGAAGUGCGCAAGAGUAGAGCUCUCUGAUCCCAUCAUGCCUUCUUGGUCUAACCACUGGUCUGUUUUUUGGGGAACCCUAAUUCUGGAGUACCUUGGGACCAAGGCCUCAUGUAUGGCAUGCUGGACCUGGAGAUUGCUGCAAGGCUCUGUCUCCCAGUAGCAAACCAGAACAUUUGGCAGCAGCUACCAAAGCACAGUCUCCCUCUAUUCUGCUAUUUACUUGUUGCAUGUAUAUUUUCAGUAUUUGCAGAUUCGCUUGUAUUGAAAACCCAUGACUGCACUACCGUUGGCUGGAAAUUUGAGUUGGGUGGGGGAUAGUUUUAGCCCCAGUGGCAUUUAGUGCUUUCUGUCUCCUCCCUUCUCUUCUUCUUCACCCGUGUGCGAUCCACUGAGAUAUGCUACUACUGCCAACAGCAAGAUCUUAUGCUUGCUGAUAACUAACUGCUGGUGGUGUGGUUUGUUGUUGUUUUUUUGCUUUUGGCAAAUGUGAUAUUUAAUGGUCAUUUGGCUUCAGGGAUGCCACAGGGUGGAGGGGAGGUAUUGUACUAAGUUGUGGGGGGAGGGGAAGGAGAGACUACACACUCCUAAAGAUAGUCCUUACCCCCACAAAGAAUCGACCAUGUGUUAGAAAAGUGGAUCAAACAAAUUAGAGUUGUUUUGGGGAGUAGGGUUGUUAGGAGGCAACAGUAAGUUACUGACUUAGCACAAUGAAUGUGAGUCAUGGCUUGCCAGUGACAGUGGGCCAGCAGGUGUCUUGUAGGUCUCGCAGCAUAGUUAGAUGGGUUUUUGUUGGAGGCUUUCCAAUGUAUAUGGGUCAGCAAAAGAGAAGGUGAAGACUGGGAAUGUCAGCCAAGUGAAGGAGACAGUACCUUAUUAUCCUAUCAAUCAGCUAGGUAGGGUGGGAUUAGAAGUGCUCCUUGGCAGGGCUGGAUUAACCUUUUGUGGGCCCAGUGCCAAACAUAUUUGUGGGCCCCCAUGGAGGUAAUGGAGCAUGGCACGGGGAGGUCAGUCCCCAGAGCGAGGGGCCAGCCAGAGGCAAUGGGGCAUGCCAUGGCAGGGGCGGCCCUGCUCUCCCAAAGCGAGGGCACUAUUUACAAACUGGCAGUUGCCAGAUGCACAGUGGCCUGCCCAGCCCUGUGCUGCCGGCAUGCCCCUUCCCCUUGGGGGCAGGCCCAUGCCACGCCACACAGUCCCCCUGCCCAACACCCUCCCAACUCCCUAUGGCCAGAGCCCCCCCAGACCCACCCACAAAUGCAUAGCACCCUGCACAACACCACCCCUGCCCACAGCCCCACUACAACUGCCCAGCACCCUCCCUAGUGCCCUAACACACACACCUUCCCCACCCCCUCACAGCCCAGCCCCACCCACAGCCCCCAAGAGACCCACUCCCCCACACCCUGCUUCCUGGCCACACUCACUGGCCUGCUGGGAGGCAACUGUGUCUGCCAGGCUGAGCUGGCAGCGCAGCCAAGGCUGGUCCCAGGGCCGGGAAUUGCUCUGUCCCUUCAGGAGAGGUGCAAUCAGCCAGGCCAGGGCCUGCCCUGGCCAGGCUCUCUCAAGAUGUACUUGCCUAGAGGGGCCUAGCCAAGCCCCCCACAUUGUCUUCCUGCCGCGCCCUCUCCCCUCCUUGGCUGAGACUGGCCAGACUUCUGCACCAGUCCCAGGCGGCUCAGCUCUGGGGAGACAGGAAGGGCCCCACAGGUGGUAGGAAGCAGAGAGGCGGAGGUGCACUGGGGUCCAGCCGGGGGCUGAGAGGGGCAGGGGGUGGGGCCAGGGAGCGGAGAGGAACCCUUUGCCACCUGGCGGGCAGGCCAAGAGGAGCAAGUGGUGGGCUGGGGGGGAGCUAGCGGGGUCUCGGGGUGCAGUGCAAGUGGAGCAGGCCAGGGCCCCUUCUGAGCAUGGGCCCGGCUCCGUGGAGCCACUGGCGCCAUUGAAAUCCGGAACUGCUUCUUGGUAAAGACAAGCAGGUUGUGGUUAAUGUACUGGAGGGACGUAGUGGUGGUGGAUGUGAUAUGCUUUGAAGAAACAGCAUUUUGAAUAGAUUUGAGGGCAAACAUUCUCCCUAUGAAAGCCUAGGUCAGUGGUUCUCAAACUUUUGUACUGGUGACCCCUUUCACAUAGCAAGCCUCUGAGUGUGACACCCUCCACCCCCUUAUAAAUUAAAAACACUUUUUAAAUAUAUAUUUAACACCAUUAUAAAUGCUGAAAGCAAAGCAGGGUUUGGGGUGGAGGCUGACAGCUCAUGACCCCCCAUGUAAGAAUUUUGCAGCCCCCUUAGGGAUCCCAACUCCCAGUUUGAGAACCCCUGGCCUAGAUCUUGUCUACAUUACGGACCUUAACACUGGUUCAGCUAGGCUGGUGCAAGCCCCUGGUGUAGACACAGUACACUGGUGUGACUUACCACAACUUGAAACCAGGGUUAAUUGCACCAGUGCAAGCCCCACUUCAUACUCAUACAGUACAGCAGGCUGUGGUAAAUUGCAUCGAUGUAAAAAUCCCUCAUGUAGAGUAGUUCUUCGAUUCUAGGGCACAAUCAUGAGGCAAACUUCUUAAAAAAAGCAGUGGGAGUAGGGUGGCUUUGUGGAUUUUGCUGCAAUGCUUAGAAUGUUAAUCUUUAAACUCAUAGCUCUCUCAAUUCCAAAUCUGACUGUAACUGCUGUAAUGUUGCCUUGAAUCUGUAGUAGGCUCAAACAGACUGAAUCAGCAUUGCUCAUCCUAAAUGCUCAAAAAAUGAGAAUCAGAACACAAAUCACGAGAUUGCAUUAAAUCAGGAGACUUAAAAAAAAAAGUGCUGGGUCUUGUUUGCUUUUUUGAGCAUUGAAGUUCCAUAUUUUCCAGUUCUUCCCUGCAACGGUAAGGGCUAGAAACUUCUUAUUUUUAAUUAAUUGAAAUCUGAGAUUCUCUCAAUUGCAGGAGGGUGGAACUUUAAGGAAAAAACCCUCCAAGUAUUGAAAGACUCAUGAUGAAAAUUACAAGUUGGCAAUACAAAUACCGAGUGUACUAAAACUCCAUACUGAAGUAUGAAUUUGGAGGCUCCACCUUUAAUUGUUCAAUAUGGAGGGUUCCAGUGCUGCUUAUACCAUAGGCAGGGAGAAUAAAUGGCUCAUCUACAAAAUGGGUGGAUGGGGCUGAAAUGUAACCAGGCAGUUGUAUCCAUCCCAUUAAAUUUUAAUCUGACCUCUUUAAUAUUGUAAUUUAUGUAAUAUUCUGAGUAAACACUCCUAUAAUUACUGUGUGGAAGGUGUGGAGUUGAGAGGAGAAAAUAGUGUGGUCUUCCGUUCUAAUGAGCCAAUCUUACUUUGCCCACAGCAUGGAAGUAUAAGAAUUAGCCCUUCCUAAAUAAAACAGGAUGGGCAAUGUUCUAUUAGUUACCCACCUCAGUCAUGGCUCAGACAAACUUCCAGUAGGUAAUUUCCUUUACUACAGAAGCUUAUACCUAAUAGUGGAGUUAAAUGAAGCAUCUUCCUGUUUCAGCCCAAUUAGUUUUAUAAGUUUGUUUUGCAUACAUACAAAAGGAUCUAUUGAUAUUAUUCCUAUUGACGCCUUCUCAAUAUGUGCAGGAUUUAUUGUUUUCUCCUCCCCUCAAAAUAUUUGAUAGGAAGAGAGCAUUUAGAAUUGGGUGUCUUUCAUGAAUAGUCUAUUCAUGUUUUAAAUAUCAUUGCCUUUCUAUCACUAAAAUAAACUCUAGGCAUUAUACUGAUGCAGCCAAAAUGCAUAAAUUAAGUGUUUAAAAGGGUUUUCUAACUUAUAUUUGUGAUUUGAAACCCAAAUAAGUUUUAAGAAACCUUUUUGUGCGAGAAGAAUGGCUUGAACAACGUUGUAGAAAUUGUGAUAUAUUCUAUUGCAUAAAAACAUUCCUUCAGUUUCUAAACCAGCAGUAUAAUUAGAAACCACCUCAAUGAGUGAGCUAGCCAGUCCACACAAAGGAAGUGGGUGUGAGAAUACAUGUUAUCUUUAUCUGAAGGUCAUGAAAACCACCUUUUCAUGCUGCCCAAUAUUGUCUGAUUGUUUCCCAUCUGUCUGUAUCCAUCUGUUGUCUCUUAUAUUGUAUGGUCGUUGGAGCAGGGACUGUUGUUUUGUUCGUUGUUUGUACAGCACCUAGCACAAUGGGGUCCUGGGCUGUGACUAGGGUUCCUAGGUACUAUAAUACUAAUAGUGCAGGUGGAGAGUGAGUUUAAAGAUCCCCCGGAGGGGUGGGGGUGGGGGGGGAGGGAAGAGAACAAAUAACUGAAAUCCAUAUAUGGCUUUACCUAUAAAUCUGAACUUAAAAGACAAAGCACAUGGUAAAAACAUGUGGCUGUUGGGUUCUCAGCGGGGCCAGAGGGCAAGGACUUAAUUGAUUAAGAAAUACAAUAAAUACCUAAUAUGCUGAAGAAGAGAAAGUUUACAUAGAGCCUACAUAUUUCCAAGGAGAGCUUUAGAGAGCAAUAAGAAACAAAGAAACUAUCAGACUUAUAAUGUCUGACUUCAGUGAUAAACCAUGUGGCUCUUUAUUGCAGUCAAAAAUCUAAAAGAAACCCUAUUUAAAAAGGAGAUCCCCUUCCCCCAUCCCCUCCCACAUGCACCCUUGGGACCAACCAAGAACGAAUGAAUAAAUUGAAAAAUGCUCCAGAAGCUGAAUGCUGAGGCAACAGCAUUAAGAAAAAAAUUUAAACUACAAGAACAAAAGCUGUGUAUUUGUAGAGCCCUGCAAAUCUGUAGCUAUCUACUUUAUAUCCACAGACGAUGUUUGCAGAUACAAAAUUUGUUAUCAGCACAGGACUCUAUGUAGUUGGGGAUGAGCAACAAGCAGAGAUUUUAUUAGAAAAGAUUGGGAUGGCUAUUAUGCAGGAAGUUUUCAGUGUUGACUCUGAUACACAGAGUUAAAAUAAGAAAACAACCAAAUUAAAUGUGUGCCUCUAUUUUUCUUUCACUAGCAUGGCUUAUGUAAAUGAUUAUUUUGUUUUGGAGCAAAUUGGCUUUCAGCAUUACAUAAUUGAGGCUUAAAUUCUGCCUGCUGCAGAAAAAUAGAUGUCUGAAAUAUGCUUCAUAUAGGACCAGUCCACAGUCCAUAGAAAAAUUCCUAUUGACUUCAAUAGGCUUUAGAUCAGGCUCUAUAGUCUCUGUGUGAGAAACAGUUGCAUGGUGUUUAUUGCUUUGUCAGAACCACUGUAAGAUAACUUUAGUUUUAACAAAUACAACCACAUUUAAAUAUACAUGUUCAGGCCCCAGUCCUACAAUCAGAUGGAGUCAGUCUUUCAUUGAGUUUAAUGGGCUUUGGAUUUGUUUCAUAUUUCAGGGUGGGCUUUUCUGUUAUCCUGCAGUACUGUAUAUCACUCAUUGCUGAAAAUUUCCCUCGUAAUAUCUGAAUCUCCACAAAACCUCUACUUAUUUCUCAUCCCAUAAUACAUAGCACAGGGGUUCCACAUGUACAGUUCUGUGGAACUGUAGCCAUAAUUAAUGAUAUAAUGGGACAACUUUCCUUCUCCUCCCCAGCAAAGAUGGACAUAAUUAAAAUACCAUCUUUAGUAAGGAAAAAGUCAUGGAUCAUUAUUUCUGAGAUUUAUUUUUUUGUUUUGUUUAUGGAAUUCCUUGUUGUUUCACUUUCUUAUAUGAAAAGCAGUUUUAUACAGGACUUAGCCUUUAUAAGAUACAAUCUAUGUGUGCUUAUAUGUAAGGAUUGUGAAGGUUUGUAUUGUUAAUUAUUACAUUUUUGUUAAUUGUUUUAACUCAGUUAUACUUUAAUAAUACCUGCCAUGAAUUUAAGCUACAGUGGUGGUAAUGUCUUUAUAUGGGUUUGCUUUGAUGGGGAGAGAUGAAAAUAAGACACCAAGCAUCAUAUGUGACAACAUUACACAAGCAAUAGCAACAGAAUGCCUGUCUGAGGGAAAUUAGUUGAAGUACUUCAGAGGGACGUUAUCUGUAAAGAAAAUUGCUUGCAUUAAGAUCAGUGUUUUGAAGACCUUCAUCUGCUCUUUCUCUUUGCUCCCUGAUUGUCUCUGACAACAUAAUGAAUCCACAGCAACGUCAAAGAAAACAGUAGUUUCACUACAACCAGGGAAUAAAUAGAGUAGUAGAGAAUUGGAGGAGCCCGGUUUGUUUUAAAAUGGAUCCUGUAGAAAAUGACAAGUCUCUGAAUACACUACUUUGCAAAACUUUCUCUGAGUCAUGAAUGUCCUCUUAAAAUGUACCCUGAAAGUUUUAGCCUUUUAAAAAUGUAACAUAUAUUGAUUUGGUCAUUUCAAAGUUGGGAUAAGAAAUAUAAGCUUACCAAAAUAAGGUACUUAAUUUCUUCCUUUAAAUAAUAAAACCAGGUUUCUAAUCUUCCCUGUAUUUAAAAUGCCAGGCAACAAGUUUUAUGUUUGAUAUGUUGUAAUUUGUAAAUAAAAUAGGGCUGAAACUGUA
Messenger RNA from Chelonia mydas (Green sea turtle), 8610 nucleotides. It is a transcript of the gene SOCS2, whose product is annotated as suppressor of cytokine signaling 2. Gene Ontology annotation, cellular component: phosphatidylinositol 3-kinase complex. The coding region runs from base 708 to 1301 and encodes 197 amino acids. Lineage: Eukaryota; Metazoa; Chordata; Testudines; Cheloniidae. Gene Ontology annotation, biological process: intracellular signal transduction; phosphatidylinositol phosphate biosynthetic process. The transcript has 3 exons. The record is from RefSeq and is a predicted model, not a curated record. Gene Ontology annotation, molecular function: 1-phosphatidylinositol-3-kinase regulator activity.